Solea solea (common sole) is the source of this 2602-nucleotide messenger RNA. RefSeq names its product WD repeat domain 31 (gene wdr31). The record is from RefSeq and is a predicted model, not a curated record. NCBI's taxonomy places the organism in Eukaryota, Metazoa, Chordata, Actinopteri, Pleuronectiformes, Soleidae. Bases 364 to 1440 code for a protein of 358 amino acids. Gene Ontology annotation, molecular function: protein binding. The transcript is spliced from 10 exons.
UCCCUGUGUCACGUGACCCCGCCCUCGCCUGGAUACGAGAAAGCGUCGCAUUGGUCGCUACGGAGAAAGAGAGGGGGACGUGUCUGCUGUAGUUUAAAUUCACUUCUACUCACUUUUCCACGCACUCACAGCGACUCGGUGUCAUGGCAGCGCGUGGAAAACGCGUCUCAGUUGUUCGGACAACGACUGAACCGAGUCUUCGCGUCAGUCCGUCCAUGUUUUGUUGCUUCUAAAACGCACCGAUCUUUCUUGUCAUGACAGAUAAAGAUUAGUUAGCAUGCUAGUGGGCUAAGCAGCCGUCCUCAGCAGCACACAGAGACCACGCCUGCCAGUGGCAGUGUGGUAGCAGGUUAUUAGGCAGACAUGGGGAAACUACAGAGCAAGUUUCGCAAGAGGUCCAACCUCUACAGGGCGUCUCAGGGGGAGAAGGCAGAUAAUACUGUCGACAGUCAGGUGGUUCAGUAUGAACCGGCCCAUCAGGGAUCCAUCAACACGGUCACACAUCUCAGCCCAGAUCUGUGUGUUUCUGGGGGCAGUGAUCAGGCUGUGGUGGUGUAUGACUGGAAACAAGGCCGACUAUGUCAGUCCUUCCAGGGUCACAACCGAGAGGUUACCAAGGUGGUGUGUUAUUUAGGCAGCACAUGGAUCUUUAGUGCCUCUCGGGAUAAGACUGUUCUAAUGUGGGACCUACACCAGGGCGAUGAACCUAUCCAGGAGUUCUGUGGGCAUGAGUUGGUGGUCAAUGGAGUAGCUAUCAGCCCUGAUGGGAGAAAGCUGUGCACCGGCUCCCGUGACAAUUGGAUGUGCCUGUGGGACAUAGAAUCCGCAAAAUGUGAACAGAGACACAAUAUCUCGAGAAACCUGGUGACUCAUGUGUGUUGGGUUCCAGACAGCCCCUCUGUAGUCCAAACGUCUGAGGAUAAGACCAUAAGGGUGUGGGACAGCCGUGCAUGGCAGGUGACCAAUACGUUUCCAGCCAAGCAGUAUAUCCAGACCCACUGUGAUGUCUCCCCAAAUGGAAACUACUUGGUGUCCAGCAGCAACGGUUUUGGAGGGCAGGGCUGUGAAGCCACGCUGUGGGACCUGCGUCAGCCUGGAUGUAAGGUCGUGGAAUACAGAGGUCACCUCCAAACCACGGCCUGCUGUGUGUUUCUGCCCACGCCUCCUGGUGGCUCAGCUCAGGUAGCAACGUCCUCCCAUGACGGCUCCAUCAAGAUUUGGGAUCAGAACACAGCAGCUUGUUUAGGGACGUUGUCUCUAGAUGGCGCCGGUCCACUGGUUUCUCUGGCUCCAAGUGACUCCACCAAUCUGCUGUGUGCCAGCUUCAGCAAUGGCCUCAACCAUAUCCAGGUGGGCCAGGGAUCAAUUCAGGCUCAGGGAUGUGGAGCAGGUUCCGGUGGGGCAGGAGGCCUGGACGUUAAGGUAGUGGCACGUUUCUGAAGAACCCCCCCAAAGAGCUGUGGUGCAAGUCUACACACUGGAUGUGAGCGUCAGUUUUUUUUACAGUUUUACAAAACGUAUUUCUACAGACAUUUAGCUUUUCUACACUGCCACUCAGUGAAGAACGACAGAAGAGAGCGGCAAGAGAAUUGCGGGGAGACUUAACACCAAAGCCAUCGUGUCUGUUCUGUCACCUUCUUGGUCCAACUGCAGGAUUUACACAGUUCAUACACCAAUUCAGGACAUCUCUAUACAGAAGGAGUGGUAUUAAAAACUUAAUUCUUAGAGCAGAACUGCUGAUUCUGUCAGAGAAAUCAAAUUGGAAUUUACACUAUCGUCAGUACUUUGAUUUAUUAAUUUAUUUUUUCCAGAUAAAAUCUAGUUGGAACAGUCAGAUUUAGAGUUGUGGUAAAGAUCAUGUCUAUGCUGUUGAUUAGUUUGUGCUCUAAAUUUUAAGCUGUCAAGUGUUAGACCACGGACAGAUCUGAAUAUCAAAACGGCUUUGUUUUGGGUAGGUUUUUAAUCAGCGGGAGUUUAAAAGAUACAGAUCUCAAUAUUUUUUCUAGUGAUGCUGUUGAUAGUUGAUGUGCCGACUGGGAAAAACUACUAUGCAAAACAUCAGCGUUGUUCCUAAUGAAUUAAAAACAGUUUGAAGAAGAAUGGAAUAAAUCCAUAAAGCUGCUCAACUUAAAACCUGCUGCCAGGUAUUUUUAAAAAGGCUUUUUUCCAAAUUUAUAGAAAGCACAAUUAUAUCUGCAAUUAACAAAAGGCUAAGAACUUUUUGUUUGUAUUACUAACAAAUACUAAUAUUAAUAUUGAUAUCAGCUGCCUUAAGUGAAUGAAUUUGGCAACUUUUUUUCCAUUCCUUUGUGAAAUUAUCAUUGUCAGGACAUGACGUGUAUUUUAAUACUAAUGUUAUCAUUGUCGUCUGUUAAACAAAAAGUACAGUUGUUGAUAUACUGGUAACAAGUCAGCUUAAUGUGUUGCUUUGUCAUGUGAUGCCGAUGAGUUCACAUUCAGUAAUUCAUGAGGUUUCUAAAAUGUAGGGUUCACUACAAGCCAUAAAGAAUCAUUAUCUGAGAAUUGACUGGAGUAUUUGUCACUAAACAUCACCGGUUCCUUCGUCUCAUUCUUUACAAUUCAGCAAUAAAACAUUUUUUUA